Molecule: messenger RNA, 815 nt
Organism: Octodon degus (degu)
Lineage: Eukaryota; Metazoa; Chordata; Mammalia; Rodentia; Octodontidae
Gene: Nxph2
Product: neurexophilin 2
Exons: 2
Coding region: 1-780 (259 amino acids)
Molecular function (GO): signaling receptor binding
Source: RefSeq, a predicted model, not a curated record
AUGUCAGAAGCGAUUUAUUCCACUAAAGACAGGAAGCUAUUUUGUGACAGUAAAGAGGUGGUACAUGCCGCAGAGGGUCUGGAUUGGGAAGACAAAGAUGCUCCAGGAACGCUGGUGGGAAACGUGGUACAUUCGCGGAUCAUCAGUCCUCUGCGUCUGUUCGUUAAACAGUCUCCAGUGCCAAAGCCUGGGCCUAUGGCGUAUGCAGACAACGUGGAAAAUUUUUGGGAUUGGCUGGCCAACAUCACGGACAUUCAGGAGCCACUAACAAGAACUAAAAGGCGGCCAAUAGUAAAAACAGGAAAAUUUAAGAAAAUGUUUGGAUGGGGUGACUUUCAUUCCAACAUUAAAACUGUCAAACUCAACCUUCUCAUUACAGGGAAAAUUGUCGACCAUGGAAAUGGAACUUUCAGUGUUUAUUUCCGACAUAAUUCAACAGGGCUGGGUAAUGUUUCAGUGAGCUUGGUACCUCCUUCCAAAGUGGUGGAAUUUGAAGUUUCUCCCCAGUCUACCUUGGAAACCAAGGAAUCCAAAUCUUUCAAUUGUCGCAUUGAGUAUGAAAAAACAGAUCGGGCCAAGAAGACUGCCCUGUGCAACUUUGACCCAUCUAAGAUCUGCUACCAGGAGCAGACUCAGAGCCAUGUGUCUUGGUUGUGCUCUAAGCCUUUCAAGGUCAUUUGCAUUUACAUUGCCUUUUAUAGUGUUGAUUAUAAACUUGUGCAGAAGGUCUGUCCUGAUUAUAAUUACCAUAGUGAAACCCCAUACUUAUCUUCUGGCUGAAUAUUUCCACAGUGAUGAAAAUGGAGGACAUGUGU